AUGUUGGCGAGCAAGUUGGACACUACAACUCUGAGACUCUGGGAAACCGAGCAUCGGUCACGAGAUGUUCCAACGUAUAAUGCCAUGCUAAAGUUCCUGAAAAACCACUGUAUCGUUCUCCAGUCGGUUGGUGUAAAAGGCUUUCAGUCGGAUCAGAAGAAGCCAACGAAACCAGCCGGCAGCUACACUGGAAUCCAACUUCAAGCUCAAUCCGUCUGCCCAUUCUGCGGAGGAAAUCAGCAUUCACCAUUCAUGUGCGGAAAGUUCAAGACUCUAAAGGUUGAAGAAAGAAGAAAUGCAGUGAUGAUGAACCGUUUAUGCUUUAACUGCUUAGGUCGUGGUCACGUGUCUAAAUCAUGCAGUCGAAGUUCGUGUCGCGUGUGUGGUCAACGGCAUCAUUCUAUGUUACAUCUAAGCACAGCUCAAUCGUUCUCCCGUCAGUCAGUUCCACAGCCGGUCAAGCGAUUCCAACGUCCUCCUCAGAACCCACAGAUACAGACACAGAAUGCUUCAACCUCAGGAACACAGCCACUAUCACAAGAAUUCCAUCCAUCUCAGCGAUCAAAUAUUGCCAACAAUUCCAACCUCACAAGCACACAAAACACGCAACACGAAACACCACCAACAACACAACCCCAAAGUACAAGUUACAAUGCAUCUCUUUCUGACAACAUAUCAGAUCGACCAGCUCUACUUGCAACUGCAAUAGUUAUUGUUGAAGAUAGUUUCGGCAGUACUAUGCUCGCUCGAGCCUUACUGGACAGUGGUUCCCAGUCCAGUUUUAUGUCGGAGAACCUGUCGCAGAAGCUGAAGUUUAGAAGAGCCAAGGAGUCUUUCUCAGUAAGCGGCAUUGGCCAGGCUACAAGAAGGUGUAAACAAUCGGUCACUGCUCACCUUCACUCAAGAAUAUCUGAAUUCGCCAAGGAGGAGAAGUUCUACGUUCUUCCGCAAGUGACAACCGUUCUACCUAGCGCGAGAAUCAACCGUGAGAGAUUGCAGUUACCUGAAGACAUCGUGCUAGCAGAUCCAACUUUCUGUGUACCUAAUGUGGUGGACAUCAUCGUGGGCGCAGGAUUGUUUUACGAAGUAUUAUCAACCGAGAAGCUGAAACCUCAGCAGGAUGGACCUUUACUGCUAAAUACAGAGCUGGGAUGGAUUGUGUGCGGAAAAUUACCAGACGAAGCGAGUAUUGCGAGACCAAUGGUUGCCAAUUUUUGCACGGAGCAAGUGGAUCAGUUAGUCAAGCGUUUUUGGGAACUGGAAACCUGUCGAUCGAAUAGCGUUUUAUCAGUCGAGGAAUCGACAUGUGAGGCCAUAUACGACAGAACAACAAUUCGCGAUGCAACCGGUAGAUUUGUUGUAACGCUACCGAAGAAGGAGUUUCUCAUCCAACGAUUGGGAGACUCAAGGGCCACAGCACUGAAACGUUUUUUGAGCUUAGAGAAGAGACUGGAGUCAAGCCCAGAAACGAAAAGGAUGUACAUGGAAUUCAUCCAUGAGUAUCGUCGACUGGGUCACAUGGUAGAGCUGAAUUACGAGGAGGAAGGAGGACCACAAUACUACAUUCCUCACCACUGCAUCCUGAAGCCAGAUAGCACCACGACAAAACUGCGGGUCGUCUUUGAUGCGUCUUGUGCAACGACCAGCGGAGUGUCACUCAACAAUGCCCUUAUGGUUGGGCCCACAGUACAAGAUGAUCUGCUAUCCAUUGUCACACGCUUUCGAUGGAAUCAAUACGCGAUAGUGGCCGACGUCGAAAAAAUGUACCGUAUGGUACUAGUACAGCCUAGCGAUCGUAGAUUGCAGAGGAUUUUCUGGCGUGACUCCCCUACCGAUCCCAUCAGAAUCUAUGAGCUGUGUACCGUGACGUACGGCACUGCUUCAGCGCCAUAUUUGGCAACUAAGUGCUUGAGUCGCCUGGCUGAAUUAGAUGGAGAUCGUUAUCCAGCAGCUGCCAAGAUGUUAGUGAAGGAUUUUUAUGUUGAUGACAUGCUCUCUGGCGUUGAUUCAAUCGAGGAAGGCAUUACACUUUGUGCAGACGUCCAAGAACUACUCCGCGGUGGAGGGUUUACCCUGCGAAAAUGGAGCUCAAACUGUCCCGAGAUUCUCGAGCAGAUACCUCCAGAGUAUCGAGACGGAAGAACUUCUUUCGAGUUAGAUGGUUCAAGUGCAGUAAUCAAGACCUUGGGGCUUGUGUGGGAGCCUCAAUCAGAUUUUUUCAACUUCAAAGCACCUGAGUGGAAUGAGUCUGCCAUAACGAAGUGCGUCGCUGUCUCUGACCUUGCAAGAAUUUUCGAUCCAAGUGGUCUCAUUGGGCCAGUUAUUGUGGCCGGAAAAAUAUUCAUUCAGCAUCUGUGGAUGAUUAAGAUAUCAUGGUACGAAGAGCUAGCUGAAGAUCUACAGCAACAGUGGCGUGAGUAUCGAAGCAGUUUGGAAGGUCUAAAGGAGCUGCAGAUUCCUCGAUGGAUCGGAUUUCGAAAGGAACUCAAGUCGGUUGAACUGCAUGGGUUUUGCGAUGCCUCCACAAAAGCAUACGGUGCAUGUAUCUACAUACGAUGCGUAGAUUGGGAUGGAGAGAUAACAUCACGUCUGCUGAUAGCAAAAUCCAGGGUGGCGCCUUUGGAAGGUUCAACCAAGAAGAAAAGGAAGCUGCAAACCAUCCCCAGGCUUGAACUGUCAUCUGCCUUGCUGCUAGCCCACGUGUACGAAGCAGUUUCAAAAAGUAUUCCGAGUUCGUUUGAGGCCUAUUUUUGGACGGACUCUAUGAUUGUCCUGUACUGGCUAGCUUCUAUUCCAUCACGGUGGCAGAUGUUUGUAGCGAAUCGAGUGUCCGAAGUGCAGCAUUUGACGAAAAAGGACAGUGGAGCCACGUCCCUGGCAUAG
This is a messenger RNA of Armigeres subalbatus, 2883 nucleotides long. RefSeq lists its product as uncharacterized. Gene Ontology annotation, biological process: proteolysis. Gene Ontology annotation, molecular function: aspartic-type endopeptidase activity. The transcript has a single exon. Bases 1 to 2883 code for a protein of 960 amino acids. Lineage: Eukaryota; Metazoa; Arthropoda; Insecta; Diptera; Culicidae. The record is from RefSeq and is a predicted model, not a curated record.